Blepharisma stoltei is the source of this 2255-nucleotide messenger RNA. The record is from the annotation of a GenBank genome assembly. NCBI's taxonomy places the organism in Eukaryota, Ciliophora, Heterotrichea, Heterotrichida, Blepharismidae.
AUGGCAGAAAGCGCUUUAAACGUUACAGACACCUUAAGAAAUAAAACAGCUGAGAUUUUGAGUAGACCAAACAACCGCGAAUCAGAAAUAGAUUUCAGAACAACUUGCUCAGCAAUUCAGAACAAUUCUUAUGAUCCACUAGUAAUGCAAGCUUACCAAGAUUAUCUUAAUGCUUAUCAACAAAAAACAUCUCUUUAUAAUAUUGUAAGAGAUAAUGAAGAGGAUAGAACUUAUUUAUAUAUUUAUAAAACUGAAACUGAAGAAGUCAAAAAAAUUCAGACAACAUUAAUAACUUCAAUUACCUUCUUAACUGAACUUCCAAAUGGCAAGCUAUUUUGUUUUGGUAAUGAUGGAUCUUCUGGAACUGUAAUGCUAAUUGGUGAGAAUGGCGGAGUCGAAGUGCUGCUAUCUGGAACUCCUUCAUAUGAUUCACCAUGCAUCUAUUUCAAAAACAGCGUCUAUUGCUUUGGAGGAUCUAAUCAAAUGAUUUCAUCUCUAUCUAUGAGAUUCGAUUUGGAUCAAAAUCGCUGAAUUAAAUUAACCCCAAUGCCAGAAGCUGAUUCCAAGUGCAACAUGAUAAUAUUUAAUGGAAAUAUUUUGAUUUCUGGACGGUAUAAUAAAUAUCUUCUAUUAUACUCAAUUGAUAUUGACUCUUUUUCGACAAUUCCUUAUUGAUUUGAAGGGGAUAAAAAAAAGAUUCUGGUAGGUGCAGAGAGAGUAUAUUUGAUUGAAUGCAGUGGAUGAAUAUAUGAAAGUGAAAUUGGAAGUGCCAUGAAUUGGGGACGAAUAGGAAAAUCAAAAAUCAAUAGAGAAUCUUCUCAAGUGUAUUGUGCAUACAAUAAAGGAGGAAUAUACAUUUCAACUGUUUUUAAAUUACUCCCCCCGCUCCGUGAGUGAACAAAAAAUUAUGUUCAUUCAUGGAGGGGGGUUAAUUUUUUUUUAGAAAUUUAAAAAAAUCUCACUUCUAUAAAAUUGGAAAGCAAAUAUUAAUUAAUUUUAUAAAAUUUAUGUUUUAAAACGCAAUUUGUUUAAAAUUAAACAGAAUUAGCUCGAGAUUUCAUUAUACUAAUUAUCACUUUAUUUCAAAAUUUUUACCAUAAAAAAUUUUUCUAUUAAAAAAUUUUUGUUCACUCACGGAGGGUGGGUUUUUGGGCAAAAAAUAGGGAUUUUUCUAAUGGUUUUGUUCACUCACAGAGGGGGGGGAUUUAGUUAGAGAAUAUUAUUAUUUUGAUUUAGAUCAAAAAACCAUUAUUGAUUUAGCUUAUGAAAGUAGGAAUUACGGACUUAGAAGAGUCGGUAAAAAGAUUGAAGCAAUAAAAUGAAAUAACCAGAAUUUUAAGCCUGAUCCUUAUUAUAGCUCACACAUCUUAAUAGAUUUCUAUACCCCAGCAGAAUACUGACCAGAAAAAAUAUGGUAAGGGCACCUGCUUUUUACAGGAUAAGUCUGAUUAGGCACCUUAAAACCAUAAACGGAGAUUUGUCAUUUUCGUUUUUUAGUUUUCAAAAAAGCUGAUAAGUACAAAUUAACUUUGGAAAUUAAAAAGGAUGGUCAAUAAUGAUCUAAAAUAUUUCAGGGGCUAUAUCUGGAUGAAUGAAGUGUAAAAGGCAUGAGUCUACACGAUUUAGGAAAACGCCUAGAAGAAAUCAUAUACUAUGACGGAUUAAUCAAAAACAAUCCAGAUUGCUCUCGGUAUUACUAUAAUAAAGGCAUCACUUUUUAUUGUUUAGAAAGAUAUCUAGAAGCAAUCGAAUGCUAUGACGAAGCAAUUAAACUAGAUCCAAAUAAUUCAAAUAAUUACUAUUUUAAAGGCAACGCUUUUUAUAGCUUAAAAAGAUAUCUAGAAGCAAUCGAAUGCUAUGACUGAGUAAUCAAACUAGAUCCAAAAGAUGGUUAUAAUUAUCAUAAUAAAGGCAAAGCUUUUUAUGGCUUAGAAAGAUAUCUAGAAGCAAUCGAAUGCUAUGAAAAAGCAAUCGACCUCAAUUCAUACAAUGCCCAAGCUUAUAAUGAUAAAGGCAAUACUCUUUAUGUUUUAGAGAGAUUCCAAGAAGCAAUACAAUGCUAUGAUGAGGCAAUCAAACUUCAACCCAAGAAUACUUUGCAUUUCUGCAGCCGAGCUAGAGUAUUUAAUAAUCUCAGACAAGAAGAAGCAGCUUUGCAGGACUUUAAUACGGCUUAUAAUUUUUGGCAAGAAUAUUGGUUAUUUGGAUGCAAAGCUGUUUUAAAUUUUCAAUUAAAAGUUAGAGAGUCUAAAUAG